AGAGGCCUAUUCUGCUUCUUCUGCUGGUUCUUUCCUCUACCAGUCACUCUAUAUUUCAGGUUCAAACAAAAUAAUCAAAUAAUAAAUAUAAAAAAAACUGUCCAAAAAUAUAUAAAUUCACUAAUUUCAGCUUCUUUCUUUCUUAUUAUCAUCUUUAUCCCUUUAUUUCAUAUCCAAUUUAUCCACAAAAAUAUUCUCUCAAUAUUAUUACAAUUAAUCCAUUCUUAAAUCACCACUAGCACAGUUAAUUUAAUGGUGGAAAUGCAUACUGUUUACAAUUACUUUUAAGUGUUGUUCUUGUAUCAGAUUCUCACCAUGGAUCUCAAAGCACAGUAAAUUCACUAUCUUUUCUUGUUGUUCAUGUUUUAUUAUAUGUUCUAUUGAUUUCUUGUUCUGUGUUCUUAUGGAGUAUGAAUUUUUGUGGUGAGAUUUGAGUUGGGUAUUCCAUAGAAUAGGAAAAGAUUGUAUUUUUGUUGGUGGGUUUAUAGUUUUUGUUAUAAAGUUGUAAUCUUUGAGUAGUAAUGGUGUCUGCAAAUGACCCAAUGGAGCCUUUUCUGAAUUCAAUUCAAGUGGUGAAAGAUGCACUUUCACCACUCGAACACGGGAUUCGAAAAGCAGCUAAGGAUUUCGAGAGUUGCUGGGGAGUUUCGAAGAACAAUAGGGUUAGUAAUCUUGAAUUGAAUUCUGUAGAUAAUGAGAGGAAUGAUGCUAAAGUUCAUAUCGUUGCGGUGAAAAAGAGGAAUUCUAGUAAGAGUAGCUGUAAUAAUGGGAAUUCUAUGGCGGUUGAAGAGCGAAAGAAGGGUUUAUCGAUUAAGGUUCCUGUUAAAAUGUUGUUAGGCAUGUUUUCGUUGAACUUGGAUAACGGGUAUAAUAAGAACGGUGCUAAUACGAGAGCUGAGGUAGGAAAGAAAGGGUUGAAAGAGAGGGAAAUGAGAAAUGAAGAUGGUUCUUGCACAAAUUGUUUACAGUUUGCGGUGACUUGGUCAGUGCUUGUUAGUAGUUUUGUUCAGGCAUUUCCUAGCCCUUUCAAAACGAGCAAAAAGCGGUUUCAGAAAGUAGGUGAUGAUGAUAAAGAUCGUUUGCAUUUGUGCAAACCGGGUUCAAAGGUGAAGGUUUUGAGUGAAUUAAGGCAAAGCGAGUUGCAGGGUCAGUUUGUCGAAGCAGUUCAGAAUGACGGCGGAAAUGAUAAAGAAGGGAAACAUGUAUCACUUGAAUGCCUUAUAGGUUUUAUGUUUGAUCAAUUGUCGUAUAACCUACAGAAAUUUGAUCAAAACUUGCAAUCAACAGAGAGUAAAGGCUGUGAUGACUAUCCAGAUCCACCUCCAGUAUCUACGCAGUUUAAUCAUUUGAAGGCAAUUAUGAGUAUCUGGGAAAGUCGUAAGGUUGAUGUAAAUGGAUUUUUGGGAAAUUUAAACUUUGCGAGAGUUGGAGGUGUACCGUCAAGUAUAGUUGGUGUGUCUUCAGUUAAUGAAGAAGGUGAUGAUGGUCUUAGUGCUGGAACUGGGGUGGAAACUGCGGGUAGUUCACCACAAAAGCUGGCAAGUGGUUUACUUAGUAUUCCGUUAUCAAAUGUAGAGCGCUUACGAUCAACACUAUCUACCGUUUCAUUGACGGAGCUAAUUGAGUUUAUGCCACAGCUGGGAAGAUCUUCUAAUGACCAUCCUGACAAGAAAAAACUAAUCUCUGUACAGGAUUUCUUUAGAUACACAGAAUCUGAAGGAAAGAGAUUUUUUGAGGAACUGGACAGAGAUGGUGAUGGUCAUGUAAAUUUGGAAGAUCUUGAAAUUGCAAUGAGAAAAAGGAAAUUGCCACCAAGAUAUGCACGGGAAUUUAUGCAGCGUACGCGAAGUCACUUGUUUUCAAAAUCAUUUGGUUGGAAACAGUUUUUGUCUCUGAUGGAACAGAAGGAAUCAACAAUUCUUCGCGCUUAUACAUCCCUCUGUUUAAGCAAGUCCGGGACCUUGAAAAAGAGUGAAAUAUUGGCAUCACUGAAAAAUGCUGGACUUCCAGCUAAUGAAGACAAUGCUGUGGCUAUGAUGCGAUUUUUGAACGCGGACACAGAAGAAUCAAUUUCUUAUGGCCAUUUCCGCAAUUUUAUGCUUUUGCUGCCUUCUGAUCGACUUCAAGAUGAUCCUAGGAGCAUAUGGUUUGAAGCCGCAACUGUUGUUGCUGUUGCACCACCUGUUGAGAUACCAGCUGGGAGUGUUUUAAGAUCUGCAUUAGCAGGGGGCCUAUCUUGCGCACUCUCUUGUGCUCUAAUGCACCCUGUUGACACAAUAAAGACUCGGGUGCAAGCGUCAACUCUUACUUUCCCAGAAAUCAUUUCAAAGCUUCCAGAAAUUGGAGCUCAGGGAUUAUACAGGGGCUCAAUACCUGCCAUUCUAGGACAGUUUUCAAGCCAUGGUUUGCGGACUGGAAUAUUUGAAGCAAGCAAACUUGUGCUAAUAAAUUUUGCUCCAACACUACCAGACUUGCAGGUUCAAUCUAUAUCAUCAUUCUGCAGCACAGUUCUGGGGACAGCAGUCCGAAUCCCUUGUGAGGUGUUGAAGCAACGCUUGCAAGCUGGCCUUUUUGACAAUGUGGGACAGGCUAUUAUUGGUACAUGGCAGCAAGAUGGUCUGAAGGGGUUUUUUCGUGGAACUGGUGCCACACUUUGCCGUGAGGUUCCCUUUUAUGUUGCUGGCAUGGGCUUAUACGCUGAGUCCAAAAAGCUUGUUCAGCACAUGCUAAGACGGGAACUAGAACCGUGGGAAACAAUAAUUGUUGGAGCCUUAUCGGGAGGGCUAGCUGCUGUGACUACUACCCCUUUUGAUGUGAUGAAAACUAGAAUGAUGACUGCACAGGGAAGAUCCUUACCGAUGUCAAUGGUAGCUAUCUCUAUACUUCGCCGUGAGGGUCCUCUCGGUCUCUUUAAAGGAGCAGUACCUAGGUUUUUCUGGAUUGCUCCAUUAGGUGCCAUGAACUUUGCUGGUUAUGAGCUAGCAAGGAAGGCUAUGGACAAACAUAACGCGUCGGCAAAUGAUCAACUUCCUCCAAAGAAGUUGGCUACUACUGGGUAGAUUUUGCAAAACUUAAUACAUUGUUCACUGGAGCAUCCAAGGCUGUUUUUGUUUCGUUCCAGCUGCGGGAAGUUUUUAGUAUUUUCUCCCCAGAUUUUCAGCAGGAUGUGCAUCAAAUAUCAUUCGCCGACAAGCCUUUUUGUUUUUCAAUGAAGACAUUGUACUUUUCAGCCAUAGCUUGUUUUAGAAUUUCUUGUUACUUAGUGAUGGCUGCUCAAUUUCUUUUUGCUUAUAUUUUUGAAUCAGCUUCAAUUUUUGUACAUUUUAUGUGCAGUUAAAUUUUGUUCAAUUACUAGCAAAAAUCUUUUUUUGCUUUA
Messenger RNA from Mercurialis annua (annual mercury), 3376 nucleotides. RefSeq lists its product as uncharacterized. Gene Ontology annotation, molecular function: S-adenosyl-L-methionine transmembrane transporter activity; calcium ion binding. The record is from RefSeq and is a predicted model, not a curated record. Gene Ontology annotation, cellular component: mitochondrial inner membrane. The transcript is spliced from 7 exons. Lineage: Eukaryota; Viridiplantae; Streptophyta; Magnoliopsida; Malpighiales; Euphorbiaceae. Bases 522 to 3059 code for a protein of 845 amino acids.